Molecule: messenger RNA, 908 nt
Organism: Cottoperca gobio
Lineage: Eukaryota; Metazoa; Chordata; Actinopteri; Perciformes; Bovichtidae
Gene: gp1bb
Product: glycoprotein Ib platelet subunit beta
Exons: 2
Coding region: 141-764 (207 amino acids)
Source: RefSeq, a predicted model, not a curated record
GUGUGUGUGCGCUCUUCAGUGGUCUUUAUCAGUUAGUGCCAGCUGGCUGUAACACACACAAACAAUCGGGGCCUCUCAGAGCGACUGUAAGAAGCGCAGUCCUCUCCUGAAGACACGCAGCACUGAAGUGAUUGGUAACCAUGAAGGGGCUUCUGCUCCUGUGUCUGCUCAUCUUGUGUGAAGGUCAAAGGUCAUCAGCCUGCCCUCACCUUUGCUCCUGUCAUGGCAGUCAGGUGGAUUGCAGCAGCAGGUCUUUCACCUCGUCCUCGCUGCCCACCAGUUUCCCUGCAGGGACCACCUCCCUCCGUCUCCACAAUAACCGGCUGACCAGCCUCCCUAAUGGGCUCCUGGAUAAUUUGACCUCCCUCCGCUCAAUCUCCCUUCAUGGUAACCCCUGGGAGUGUGACUGUGGUGUCCUCUACCUGCGAGCCUGGCUGCAGCAUCAUCCGGCCACUCUUGCAUCACAUCUGGGCGUUAACUGCAGCUUCCCUCCCGGUCUGAGAGGGCGGCUGGUGGUGUAUUUGACCGAGAAGGAGAUCCUGGAGUCCUGCCAGUACUGGUACUGUGACUUGGCUCUGGCCUCUCAGGUGUGUCUGUUUGUAUUUGUGGUGGUGCAGGUGGUUCUGCUGGUGGCUCUCAUCGUGUUCCUGAGGAGGUUUGAGAGGCUGACCAAAGAGGCGAGAAGAACCACGGAGGAGAGCUUCACCGCCAGAGAGAGUCUGAGGGAUAACAAUUAUGCGCCUUUAAAGGACAGCAGCAUCUGAGAAGGAGCUGUGAUGUGUGAUGGUUAGAUACAAAAGAAGAAAAAGAGAUGUUUAUUUAUUUGCACACUGGAGAGAACAUGUCUUUCAUGCUUUUGUGUUUCAGAUUCCAAAGUUACAUUUUUAUUGACAAGCAAGCAUGGAUGG